ACACUCAAGUUUCUUGCUCUCACUCUCGUCGACUGCCCAUCAGUCUCCUCUCAUUGACUAACCAUCAGCCACCGUCACUCACCGUCUCAUCGCCAUGAUUAGUACACCGUCUCAAGCCCAUUGAUUUUGAAUCAAGUUUUUUCUAUUUGUCUCUCUCUGUCUCUCUUCGCCUGUAUCUCCAAUCAAUCUUCGCAUCAUAACCCCACAAUUCUUCAUCUUCUUCAUAUCGUUCAGCUCCAUACUCACUCAAAACUAGUUCAAUUUCUGGGUAUUCGAAAGAUACUUGGAUGGCUCAAACCUUCUAAAAUAUGAUCCAAUAGUAGUGGUUCAAGAGCCACAUGUUGGUUUAGAUUUGGGAAGAACGAUGUUGAUGCUGAAAGUGCUGGCAUUUAUGGUAGUCAAUCUCGUGACGAUUUCAACCGUGAUGAUGUUGAACAGGUUAUGCAUUUUUUCUCUGUGUAAAAUUUGACAUUAUUGGUCUCACUUUGUUUCUUGUUUGAUUGUCAAUUUGUCUUCUAGGGUUUGUGUUCAUUUUUUUUAAUUAGUUGAUUUUGAUUGUAGAACUUUGUUAAUUUAUAUGUAUGGUGGGUAGACCUUUUUUUGGAUUCUGAAUUUAGCUUUGAUUGUUUAAUUCUGUGAGAUAUAGGGGUGUGAUCCUACUUAAAAUUCUUAGUUCAUUUCUUUGACUUGGGUGUUUGGAAGUAGUUUCUUUGUUUACCUUUAACACACUUUACACUGGCGUAACUACAUAUUUUGGUGGCUAAGAUUGAUACAAUUGCAAUCAUUGCUAGAAUUGUAAAGCUCAUGCCAUCUAUCACUUGCUUGCUCCCCCUCCUUUUCUUUUGUGUUUUUGAAUAUCUUUUUGUCACCUUGGAUCACUUUAUUAGUGGUAAUUAUUUUUUCCCCUGACUAUGAAUCUAGGUUUGGCAUAUAUUUAGCUUCUACUUAUUGUUUUGUUCAAGAUUCAAUGUUUUACUCUUAUUGAUUUUUUGGCGUUGCUGGAAAUGUUGAAGGAUGCAAUGAGAACUAAGACAUACCAAAAUGUUAUUUAUAAAAAUAAUUUCUUGUUCAAGGACAAAAUAGUCCUUGAUGUAGGUGCCGAUACUGGAAUUUUGUCACUCUUUUGUGCAAAAGCAAGGGCAAAACAUGGCACAAGAGAUUGUAAAGUAAACGGCUUUUCAGAUGUUAUCACAGUUUUGAAUGGAAAAGUUGAGGAAAUUGAAGUUCCAGUUGCUCAAGUGGAUAUCAUUAUUUCAGAGUGAAUGGGAUAUUUUUAUUGUUUGAGAAUAUGUUAAAUACAGUCCUCUAUUCUCGUGAUAAGUGGCUUGUAAGUUACACUGCCCCUUUUUCUUUCUGAAUAACCACUUUGAUGUUUUUGCUAAUUUGGAUGUAUUAGUGCAAUGUUUGGUGGUGGAGUUAGUUUGUUUUUCUAUUUUUUUGGUUUUGUUUUGUGUUUUUAUUUUUUAUUUAUUUUAUCAUGGCAGAUGUUAUUGGAGUUUAAUUGGUCUUAUCAACUUGAAUUUAUUAUAAUUUGUUAGUCUUUAUAUUCUGAAAGUUCAACUCUUUGACUGGAUCAGAUGCCUUUUCUGGGAUUUUCAGUGCUUUUGUUUAGAAACUUUAUGGUGGUGGAAGCAAAUUGAUUAAUUUAAUUUUUCUUGGAUUUAUAUACUCAUAAAAGUUUCUAUUUGCUUAUAAUGGGUUUUCUAGUUAAAGUCAUUAUAUUCUAAGAGGUCUAUCUUGAGUUGGGUUGUAAUUUUUUUAAGUUACAAUUUGAUUCGUUUGUUUAGGAAUUUUGUCUUGUUGGAGUUAAGUCUUAAAUAGAUUCUACAUCAAGUGGGAAAAUUUAUUUUUUACUCUUUUUGUUCUUCUUUGGGGUUGUCUAGCAUCUUCAUAAUGGAUAUUGGACGUGAAAUGAGAUUUACGCAAGUCCUCAAUUGUUUUGGCCAAUAGUAGUAGAGUUCAAUGUUAGUUUUGUCUUGGUUAAUGAUCGAUUGUGGAACAAUGGAAUUGGCUUGAUUUGAGUGUGGUUUUUGGAUGAACCGUUUUUUAGCAUGGCAUUUUUUCUCUUCCUCUUCGAUUUCAUUUGGUUAUGCCUCUAAACUUCUAUCUCUUUCUUUUCUACGUUCUUCUUCUAUUUUUUAUAUUUUUCCUUUUCUAGGUGGCUAUUUGUCACUAAAGAUGACAUCAAAGGCUUACCUUGCUUCCAGGAAAAGAACAAAAUUCUAUGUGGAAAUUAUGCCAAGUAGUGUUGCGAAAAGGUCGAAUUUGGUGUGGAUCAGGUAUAACUCACAUAUAUGUUGUUCUGUUGGCUCUAUCCAGAUGAAGAAUGGGAAGGAGUUUCUUCUUACAGAUUCUGUUGGAUUUAUUCAAAAGUUACCAACUACAAUGAUUGAUAAAGCCAGUGAUCCUCUGAAAAUCAAAUUGGAAGCAGAGAAAAGAAAAGACGCAGUAUGCAUCUCUGCCAUAAAUGGUAAUGGAUUAGAUGAAUUCUGCAGUGCAGUUCAGGAAAAACUUAAGGUAGUUGAUGUUAAUUUUUUCAGUGUCCUUCAGAAUAGUUGUUUCUGUUGGUUUAUUUUUCACAUGUGUUGUGUUGCAUGGAAACUCUGUAAAUUAGGAAUUUGAUGCAGGAUUCAUUCCAAUGAUUGGAAAAAUCUGUAUUUACAACGCAAAUGUAUUGCUUUUGGUAUAUGCUUUACUAUAGCUAUGUUUUUAGGAGUGCAGUUAUCUA
Camellia sinensis is the source of this 2728-nucleotide messenger RNA. The record is from RefSeq and is a predicted model, not a curated record. NCBI's taxonomy places the organism in Eukaryota, Viridiplantae, Streptophyta, Magnoliopsida, Ericales, Theaceae.